GAGGGAACUAAAACAAAAAGCAGUAGCUGAUAAAAUAGACAUGGAGAAGCAUCCUGCUUGUAAAAUUUUUGCUCCUUAUACCUCAAACCAAUCUCUUGUGUUUGCAUUACCUCAGUUUACUGCAUUGUUAUGCUUAGAAAAGCUAAUAAAAGAGAUACUGCUUGCUACCAAUGUACAGGGAGAGGAUCUGCUGAUUCAAAUAAAGGAAGCUGUUUGCAUUGACUUUGAGAAACUUCAAGCAUUUGCUGAGAUCUUAUGCAAAUUCAAAGUGACAGCUGACAUGGGAAAUGCGAUUACGAAAGAAUACAGAGAAGCUUAUUGCAGUGAUGAUCUAAUUAGAGCAAAUGAUGAUCGUGCUAAAGGGCUGAAGAUUUACCUUCCUACAAAUGUUACUUCAGAGUUUAAGACGAUGCGAUUAAAUUUAGGCCAAACAUUCUUUGAUGUGGGAUCAAUCAUGAUGAACAACCCUCAGUCUCCGUCCCUUGAUAAUAUCAAAUCUGUAUUGCGUACCUACGACAAAACAUUAAGACCUCAAGUGGCUCAGUGUCAAGAUAUCCGUGAACUUUUAGAAUUAGUUUGUGAUAGCUGUCAGCUUGAUGAUAUUAGUGUGCUAGAGUAUUUUGUUAAUAAGUUCAAUAUAGAGGAGGCUAAGCCAGUUAUUGAGGCAUAUAAAAAAGCUAUUGAUGAGCUAAAGGAAAUGAAACUCAGUCGGUGUCUGAAUGAAACAUUUUCACAUGCUUCGCCACUUGAGUGUGAAAUCGUUACCAUUUUUGUUGAUGAAGUUGCUAACCAGUCAGUGCUUAAUGAUGUCAAAAGGCUUUCAUUGGCUGUAUUUAAGGAUUUCUCACAACAUGUCAGAUUAAAUGUCAUUAGAGAUAGCAAUUCCUUUACCAUCACUUGUUCCUUCCCUUUGAUUCUAUCUGAGCAGUUAAUUACAACUGCUCUUAAUAAUAUUGAUGUACUGAAAGAAAACAAAGUGAAGAGAUUAACCAUUGGAUACUACACUGUGUAUGAGGUAAAUGACACCUCCACUCCUACUAAAUGUGGUUUAAUGAAACAAUUGAUGCUGUCAUUGAGUGUACAACUGAUCAAUAGAACAGAGGAGGUUACUACUUUAAAUGAGGUAUGA
Messenger RNA from Amphimedon queenslandica, 1129 nucleotides. RefSeq lists its product as uncharacterized. The record is from RefSeq and is a predicted model, not a curated record. The transcript is spliced from 5 exons. Bases 41 to 1129 code for a protein of 362 amino acids. Lineage: Eukaryota; Metazoa; Porifera; Demospongiae; Haplosclerida; Niphatidae.